UAUUUUUGGUAGAGUGUAAAAGUGAAGUAAAAAGUGCUUAGAAAUUUAUCAAUUUUCAAAGUAUUCAUAAACAUUUACUUUAAAAGUCAUUAAGAAACACAGACUGUACAGUACACCAAAGCCGGGUACCAUCGAGUGCAAAAGAAAUCAACUUUAAUUUCGUCUUUUGGGUAAUAUGCAAAAUUUAUCAAAUAAAAUCAAAUACAUGAGACUCCAGUAAAACAGCUGAUUUACCACAGCUGUUGACGCGAAGAAAUAAAAGCUUUAAGCUGUUAGCAAGGACACAAACCAAACUCUCCCUGUUAAGCCUGUCUGUGGAGACUUAAUAAAAAGCUCUAAGUCGAUCUGUCAGCUGUAUACAAUCAGCUGACUGGAAUCGACUAAACAUUAACAUGAGCUCUCCAGGUGCAAUUAUUGAUAGCAUCAACUCUAUCUCAAGCGAAAUAAGGAAACAACUUAGAGACUCUGGAAACAUAAAGCGCGAAAUGAAAAAUGCAAUUACAGGUGAAAUAGUGAAGCUAAUGGCGCUUGUCCCUUUGAUUGAGGCCCUCAAAGUAAAUAUUAAUUCCGAUGCGGGAGAUAGAAAUUCGAUUGAGACGUUAAGGUCAGUGGUUAGAGAAAAGCUAGCAUUUCUUAAAGAAGCAUCUUUGCCAAAGAUUGGGCACGUGGUAACCAACAUAAGCUACUCCGGUGUUGUUAAAAACCAAACUGCAUUGCAGGAAGUAGGUGCUAAGCCCAGCAUUGUUCUCAGCGCUACUACCGACCCAAAUGCAAGCCACGAAGACGUAAUUAAAGCCUUCCGAACGGAAAUAACUUUUAAAGAUACAAACUUCGCGCCAGCCAAAAUGGUUAAAGUAUCAAACAACAAAGUGCGUGUCGAGUUUGAUGACACAGACCAACGCGACAUAACGCUCCGCAAGUUGUCUAAUGUCACGAACCUCAGCGCAGAAAACGCAAAGAGUAAGCGUCCACUAGUUAUAGUAAAAGGCAUUCCUAAAGACGUCAAACCAAAUGAAUUGGUGGAAACCAUAGCAAUGCAAAACUCAACUGUCUGCAAAGAAAUCAAUGAAGACGGAGAUAUAAAAUUGUGCUUCCAAAAGGAAAAUCGAAGGAAUAAUGAUAUUAUGUAUAAUGCGGUACUCGAAGUGACAGCUAAAGUGAGAAAUGCAGUGUUGAGCUCUGGCCGCUUAAAUAUCGAGUAUAUGCGAGUAAAUGUCUCUGAUUUUAGUAACCUUACUCAAUGCUACAAGUGUCUUCAAUUCGGCCAUGCUAGAAGGAAAUGUAAUUCAGCAUCAACUUUUUGCUCCCACUGCGCCGAAAAUAACCAGUACCUGUCCAAAUAAAGACCAACCUGAGAAG
Messenger RNA from Rhagoletis zephyria (snowberry fruit fly), 1359 nucleotides. RefSeq lists its product as uncharacterized. Gene Ontology annotation, molecular function: zinc ion binding; nucleic acid binding. The record is from RefSeq and is a predicted model, not a curated record. NCBI's taxonomy places the organism in Eukaryota, Metazoa, Arthropoda, Insecta, Diptera, Tephritidae.